AUGAGUAUUGUUGGUGUUGCUCGUGGUGAUCUCGCUGGUGUCGCUCAUGGUGAUCUCGCUGGUAUUCUACUAAGAAUUCUCAAUGGUUUAACUGGGAAUUAUAUCCUUUUAGGCCAAGAAGAACUAGGAGAGGCGUAUGACCCGUUAAGAGGCCAACAAGCUAAAAGUAGCAAAAGAGUUUUGUUUGUGAGGAAUUUGAUCUGGGAAGUUGCUGGCUUUGCCCCAUAUGAGAAGAGAAUCACCGAGCUUCUUAAAGUUGGAAAGGAUAAGAGAACACUAAAAGUGGCUAAGAGAAAGUUGGGAACUCACAAGCGAGCAAAGAAGAAGAGAGAAGAGAUGUCCAGCGUCUCCACAAGAUGA
This is a messenger RNA of Benincasa hispida (wax gourd), 360 nucleotides long. The record is from RefSeq and is a predicted model, not a curated record. Lineage: Eukaryota; Viridiplantae; Streptophyta; Magnoliopsida; Cucurbitales; Cucurbitaceae.